Molecule: messenger RNA, 968 nt
Organism: Emys orbicularis (European pond turtle)
Lineage: Eukaryota; Metazoa; Chordata; Testudines; Emydidae
Gene: SPC25
Product: SPC25 component of NDC80 kinetochore complex
Exons: 9
Coding region: 1-849 (282 amino acids)
Biological process (GO): chromosome segregation
Cellular component (GO): Ndc80 complex
Source: RefSeq, a predicted model, not a curated record
AUGAAGGAAUACAUCCACUGGACACACAUUGUAAGAUCAAUGAGCUCUUCUCUGAACCCUCUCCAAUUUAUCAACAUCCUUUUUGAAUUGUGGACACCAGAACUGGACAAAGUAUUCCAGCAGCGGUUGCACCAGUACCAAAUACGGAGCACUAUGUCCCAGAUAAAAACUGAAGAUGAACUGAUCCUUUUUGAAAAAGAGAUCAAAGAAUUUUGGACGAAAUUCAAAAGCAUUUGUGGUAGUGAACACGUCAAUCAGACUUUGGGACUAAGAGAAUCAUGCAAGGAGUCCAUAAAAGCACUCUCAGAGAAGUGGUCCAAGAAGUUAAAAGAAGGGGAUCUAAUGAUUGACAAAAUUCAGGAAUACAGAAAUGAGAUCCUCCAGCAGAACAUAUGCAUUGAAGAAAAGCAAGAGAACUUAACUGAAAUUAAUUCCAAAAUAAAGCAUGAAGAAGAACAAAAGAGAGACUUUACUGAUCGCAUCCAAGAGCUCAAGGAAGAGUUGACCAGAAAAAAGGAAAUUAUAUCUACUAAAAACAAGGCCACCAAAGAGAGGCUGGAAAGAUUGAGUAAGUCUAAAGAACUGUUUGAAGAGCGGCUUGGGCUAGAAAUACGCAGAAUUUAUGAUGAACAGUUGCAGUUUAUAUUUCGAUGUAUUGAUCACAAAGAUCCUGACAAGCCAUACACGUUUACUCUCUCUAUAAACGAACAGGGAGACUAUGAAGUGACAAGCAGCUCUCCUCCUCUGGAUUGUAUAGCAGAACUCCAGCUAAAAGUGAGAGAAACCAACAACUUUGCUGCAUUUAUUGCCAACAUCAGAAAAGCUUUUACAGCUUUGUCUUAUAAGUAAUCUGCAACUAUAUGUAAAAUUGGCUUCAUACCUCUCUUCCUGUCCCUGUGUGCAUUCCCUGCGCUUCCUUUUGUAUUAACAGAACAGUGGAGUGAAAGGAAAUAUUUAUGUAUGUUUUU